UGCGGAAUCGGAGCGUCGCGAGGGUGGGAAGCGGUAUAAAAGCGAGCGCCCUCAGAACCCUACCGUGCCACCAGCGCAUUCAUUUCCCCGUCGUCUCUUUCGCUGGUUGAUUCACUGGUUUUCGAGAUUCUCGGCGGCCGAGAUUUUCCGAGCUUUAAGCCCCAUAUCUCGAAAUGGGUAAGGAGAAGGUUCACAUCAACAUUGUGGUCAUUGGCCAUGUCGACUCUGGCAAGUCAACUACCACUGGCCACUUGAUUUACAAGCUUGGAGGUAUCGACAAGCGUGUGAUUGAGAGAUUCGAGAAGGAAGCUGCUGAGAUGAACAAGAGAUCGUUCAAGUACGCUUGGGUGCUUGACAAGCUCAAGGCCGAGCGCGAGCGUGGUAUUACCAUUGAUAUUGCCUUGUGGAAGUUCGAGACCACCAAGUACUACUGCACCGUCAUUGAUGCUCCUGGACAUCGUGACUUUAUUAAGAAUAUGAUUACUGGAACCUCCCAGGCCGACUGUGCUGUCCUUAUCAUUGAUUCCACCACUGGUGGUUUCGAAGCUGGUAUUUCCAAGGAUGGCCAGACCCGUGAACAUGCUCUCCUUGCUUUCACCCUUGGUGUCAGGCAAAUGAUUUGCUGCUGUAACAAGAUGGAUGCCACCACCCCCAAGUACUCCAAGGCUAGGUAUGAUGAAAUUGUUAAGGAAGUCUCUUCUUACCUGAAGAAGGUGGGAUAUAACCCUGACAAGAUUCCAUUUGUCCCCAUCUCCGGAUUCGAGGGAGACAACAUGAUUGAGAGGUCUACCAACCUUGACUGGUACAAGGGUCCAACAUUGCUCGAGGCCCUCGACCAGAUUAAUGAGCCCAAGAGACCAUCUGACAAGCCCCUCCGUCUCCCACUUCAGGACGUGUACAAGAUUGGUGGUAUCGGAACUGUCCCUGUCGGCCGUGUUGAGACUGGUUUAAUUAAGCCUGGGAUGGUUGUCACUUUUGGUCCCUCUGGAUUGACCACUGAAGUUAAGUCCGUGGAGAUGCACCAUGAGGCUCUCCAGGAGGCCCUUCCAGGUGACAACGUUGGGUUUAACGUGAAGAAUGUUGCUGUCAAGGAUCUCAAGCGUGGUUAUGUUGCUUCCAACUCAAAGGACGAUCCCGCCAAGGAAGCAGCCAACUUCACCUCCCAAGUUAUCAUCAUGAACCACCCCGGACAAAUCGGAAAUGGUUAUGCCCCUGUUCUUGACUGCCACACCUCCCACAUUGCUGUCAAGUUUGCUGAGCUGGUGACCAAGAUUGACAGGCGAUCUGGUAAGGAGCUUGAGAAGGAACCCAAGUUCUUGAAGAAUGGUGACUCUGGGAUGGUGAAGAUGAUCCCCACCAAGCCCAUGGUCGUUGAGACUUUCUCUGAGUAUCCUCCCCUCGGUCGUUUUGCCGUGAGGGACAUGCGUCAGACCGUCGCCGUCGGCGUCAUCAAGAAUGUGGAGAAGAAGGAUCCUAGUGGUGCCAAGGUCACAAAGUCUGCUGCCAAGAAGGGUGGCAAGUGAAUUGCGUGGUUCAUUGUCGGCACUUCAACAUUUGAGCAUCGUCUCCUCAGGUGGAGUAAUAAAUCUUUGGCAGUUGUUGGCUAUGUCCAUGUUGGUCGGGUGGGCAAAUGGUUUGCUGGUUGUGGCCUCGCGUUCCUAUCCUCAUCGAGUUGCUGGUUGCAGAACUGGGUGCUUGACAGGCGGUGGCGGCGCUUUUUUACUUCUAUGAGUCUGUUUUGAGUCUUUCUUUUACUUGUAUUCUGUGUCUUUCGGGGCCAAACAGGUGUGUUUCUGAGUCUGCUUUGUUUUCUGGAUAUUGGUAUAGAUAUUCUGUUGAAGUGCCGUGCAGGAGAGUGGUGAGCUCCUGCGCUCUAUUAUAUGGAUUUGCAUGCUUUUACUGAUAUUUAGUGUUUAUUAUGUGUGUGUCUGUGAUUAGGGUCGUCAAUGGGUCAGGUCGGGUUUUGGCGUUACCUGACCCGACCCAAAAUGCAUAAUACCUGAAGCAAUAAUUCGGUCCGGUCCA
Molecule: messenger RNA, 2025 nt
Organism: Eucalyptus grandis
Lineage: Eukaryota; Viridiplantae; Streptophyta; Magnoliopsida; Myrtales; Myrtaceae
Product: elongation factor 1-alpha
Exons: 3
Coding region: 174-1523 (449 amino acids)
Biological process (GO): translational elongation; translation
Molecular function (GO): translation elongation factor activity; GTPase activity; GTP binding
Source: RefSeq, a predicted model, not a curated record